AUGGAAGGAGAAAAGAAAUCUCUUCGCCCGUCUUUCGCCGUCACAAACAUCAAAAGCCUAAUCCCUGUUAUCUUAGAUAUCAAACAAGAUGAAUACUCGUCAUGGGUUUUUCUCUUUGAACUUCAUCUCCAAGCACAUCGACUACUCUUCCUAAUUGAUGGAUCGCAAAAACCUGUAGAUGUUGAUGCCGAAACUGAAAAGCAGUUGGAUACUCUAUGCCGUCAAUGGAUCUUCGCUACCAUGACUAAGGAUUUAAUGCUCACCGUUCUAAAGAAAGAAAAAAUUGCAAAGGAGAUUUGGGAUCACCUUAAAACACUUUUUCAAGAUAACAAAGGCAGCCGUGCUGCAAAUAUUGAGAGUAAGUUUGUGAACCUUAAAUUUUCUGAUUGUGCUAGUGUUGAUGAUUAUUGUGAAAAGCUCAAAUCUCUGUCCAAUCGAUUGCAUGAUCUUGAUUUUCCUACGAAUGAUAAACGUCUCGUAAUCCAACUGGUGAAUGGUUUUCCGGAGGAAUACGCCUCUUUUGUACAACAGUCCAUGCCUACCUUUGAUGGUACACGCUCUCAACUCCAUAUUGAGGAAAUCAGACGUGCACAAUAUUCUAUUGUACCUUCUCCAAAUGCCCUAGCUGUUGCUGCUUCUCCAAUGGAUUGUAAUAACUAUCGUUCUCAUCAUCAGAACUCUGGCAAACAAGGACACAAAUCUCAGUCCACUGACAAGCGUCCUAGAUCUGGCCCAACUACCUCUCCAUCUGCGAACCCGCCACUGCUGCCGACACCAUCUGGUUUUCGUCUGACAUCCAAUGCCAACUUCCACAAUAACCAACCACGUGGUCGUUCCCCUGGAAAUGGUCAUGGCCAAGCAUACCUUGCUCCUACAACUGAGUUAAUACAACCCACUGACAUAGCUGAGGCGUAUAGCUCCAUGCAUUUACAACAACCUGAUGAUGCCUUCUACAUGGACACCGGUACUACUUCGCAUCUUACUGCUGAUUCAGAUCUUCCUACAAAUACUUCUUGUAAUAUUGAGUCUUCUCCUUCUCUCAUUCAUCCUUCCUAUAAUCUCUCAUACCCAUCAAUACAUCCUCCCCCUACUGUCAACCAAGCAUUUACUCUCCAACCUACUGCAACACUUCCUGGACCAUACACUCCACCUCACCGUCGGUCCACCCUCCCCUCUGCUACGUCAGUCCCACCCACCUCACCAGUCCCUACCUGUACUGGUCCCUCUCGUACACCAACAUAUGUAACCGUCCCUACAUCCCCUACACCCACUACAGAUCAUACACCCGCUACUAUCCCUCCACCCUCACCACCUUCUCCUUCCGUCCCUACUGCUCCUACACCCACUACAACACCUUCAUGUCCUGUUACUCGAGCAUCCCGUGGCAUUUAUCGACCAAUCCACCGUCUCAAUCUCCAUGUCCAACAUUACGACAUAUCUCCCAAAUCCUCGCUCUCAUUUGUUUUCUCUUAG
This is a messenger RNA of Papaver somniferum (opium poppy), 1473 nucleotides long. RefSeq names its product mucin-7-like. The coding region runs from base 1 to 1473 and encodes 490 amino acids. The transcript has 3 exons. Lineage: Eukaryota; Viridiplantae; Streptophyta; Magnoliopsida; Ranunculales; Papaveraceae. The record is from RefSeq and is a predicted model, not a curated record.